GGAACAUAUUAGUGGCUGCCCAGCAGGUUAUGGAUUCUGUUGAUCACAGAGUGGAACAUGCAUUCGGAAAGAUCCUAAGCCUUGUCAAUAGAGCUGGAUAGUCUGCUAAGAGCUUGCACAGUCGAUGUGGAAUUCACACCGGCUGUGGCCCGUGGUUCCUGUUCACUAGCAUCAGGUCCACCGACGGACCUUAUUAUUAGCAUUGCGAGUUCCGCUACUAUGGUACAAUAGGGCCGGAUCAUCACAAGAUAAUUGGGGGUCGAAAAAUGUCCGAUGAACAGGACGACUCGGGGUCGAGAAAACCGUGACGUUCAUGCUAUUUUGCUUCUUUUCUUUUCUUUUCUCGUCGUCGUUUGCAUGUACGGGUACAGACUUAAAAAACUCGCGCCGAACGGUUUAUCAACUGAAUGUGCAAAAGAUCUAGGAUUGCAUCCUGAUCUAGGUGCAAAUUAUGCAAAAUCUACGACGACCAAUACGAGUAUUGUGUUGAACAUUCUUCUGCUAAGCGACCACGGCGACUACAUCCAGGGGCACCGGAUGGGAUCUGGAUCUAUUGUAUGGUCUGAAUCCUGGAUGCUUGGCUUUCCAGGCGGGCCGCUGGACAUUUCGGUCUUUGAUGUGCACUCGAUCCGAUGAGGGAACAGUUGGCAUGGGCAUGGCCGCGUGGCGGGUACAUGUUUGGGGGAUGAGGCUAAGCCGUGAGAGCA
This is a messenger RNA of Aaosphaeria arxii CBS 175.79, 707 nucleotides long. RefSeq lists its product as uncharacterized. The transcript has a single exon. The record is from RefSeq and is a predicted model, not a curated record. Bases 274 to 636 code for a protein of 120 amino acids. NCBI's taxonomy places the organism in Eukaryota, Fungi, Ascomycota, Dothideomycetes, Pleosporales.